Molecule: messenger RNA, 4386 nt
Organism: Marmota monax (woodchuck)
Lineage: Eukaryota; Metazoa; Chordata; Mammalia; Rodentia; Sciuridae
Product: spermatogenesis-associated protein 31A6-like
Exons: 3
Coding region: 566-4336 (1256 amino acids)
Source: RefSeq, a predicted model, not a curated record
UGGGCCUCAGCCCUGUUUUCUGGGGUUUUGUUUUUACCUUGUCUCUCAGGGUGGCCUGCAGAGGAGGGGCAGGAGCAGGAGCAAGAAGAAGAAUGCGGCUCUAGCAGCGUGUGGAGACUGCCUGGAUUACCUGAAGGAGACCUGGAACCUGAUUUCUCUUCUGCAAAGCGUCCUGGGGACGGUCCCUGCCAACGACAGCUCCUACCAGCCCUUAGACCAAGACCCCCCUGACAAGGAGUACAAAAGAACAGCUGGCGGGCCUCCCCGGCCACACUGGGAGCACGUGGACAGCACUGCGCUGGCUCCUCUGACCAAGCACCUCCUGCCUCUGGCCUCCUCUCCAUCCUCAGGUCCAGCAGCCUCCUCAGUUCUGGCCUGCUUACCCCCUUCCCUCACUGCCUCUCAGUCACCAGGGCCCUUGCUUCCCCUACGAUCCCUGUCACCCCAGCCACUGGCAUUUCCCCUUCCCCCACCAUGUCCACCUGGGGCCUGCACAGUACCUCCAGCACCCUGCUCUACCCCACCACUGCCAGGCCCUGCUCUGACUCUUUCUCAGAGUGACUCAAUGGCCCUUCCACUGGAUGCCAUCACACGGAGCUCGUCCCCACCCAAGCACAUGCUGGCUUCUCCCAUCCCAGACAUCUCCAGCCUUAGCCACACAAGUUCUGCCAUCCCAGCCCUUCCUUGGUGGCAGCUGGCUGCCAGAGCCUUGUGCCUCACCACCUCAUCAGACAGCGAGUCCCAGAAGGGGCCUCUCUCCCACCAGCCACCAAGGGCCGUCUCCUUGGGAGUCUCCACCAGCAGGCAGAUGGAGGCUGGUAACCCCUCUCUGCACAGCUCUGAUGACCAGAACAUCCUGGGGAUAAAGGUCACAAGGAAAGUUGAGGUCAAGAUUUGGAAGGAAAAAGAAAAAGAUGGAACAUUUCUAGAACAAAUGAGCCCAGGAUACAAUCUCAGUUCUUUGAGGAAUAUGCUGAAUUCCCUGGGUGCCGAGCAGGACCUCACAGUCCCACAACCCUUCUGGGAAAUAAAGGACAAAGUGAAACAGCUGCUGGGGCCUCAGCAGCUCUCCUAUUCCAAGGUCCUGGGGGACCAUUUGCAGAAGUACAACCAGCUCUUCUGGGGUCUCCCCUCUCUGCACAGCGAAUCCCUGGUGGCUGCUGCCUGGAUCUCCCAGGGCGCUUCUGCUCUGCAGCCCACCUGCUUCUUGUUCAACAGAACCUCCAGUGUGUGCUCAGUUCAAGUGCAGGAUAAAAUGUCCCCCCUGCUUUCCCAGCCCCAGUCCCCACCCUUGAUUCUAUCCAUGUCCCAAUUCCAGCCUCAAACUCUGGGUCAGUUCCAGACCCAGGUCCACCUCCCAUCCUCUUUCCAAGCCCUGCUACCCUCUUCUCCACCUCACAUUAUGGACUGUGCAGCAUCUGGCCCUACAUCCCAGAAUAAGCCACAGUCUCUCUUCCCAACUGAAUUUCAACACACACAAAUGCCCUGGAUUGGGAAACAACUGGGAUGUGGGUGGGCUUUGCCCUCAGAGGUCCAAAGACCUCAGGAAGUCUACAACAUCCUCCCGCCCCACCUCUCCCAAGACAACUGCCCGGACUCCAUCCUUCCCGAGAAUCUCCCAGUCAGUUCUGAGCUUCGGGAGCAACUGGAGCAACACAUUCAAAGGUGGCUCAUGCAAUCCAGGUGGGACCAGAUGCAAAAGUCUCUAGAACUAAUGCAACUUCGGGAAGAACUAGCAGGGACAUCUCAAGAAGUACCAGGGACAUGUCGGGCCAAGGACAAGCCCUGCCCCCCCCAGGCCUCCCUGUCUAUAGGUGACAGCAGCAGGGAUACACAGAAGGUGAGGUUCCAGCUAGAGAAGGACACAGGCAAGCAUCUGGGGCAUAUUCUAGGGAAGGUCCCGAAAGAUCCAUCCAAGGACUUGGAGGUCCUCCCAGGGAAGGUUCAGCAGGCACACACUCUGGAUUCAGUAAGUAACCUGUCGAAGCUGUUGAAGAGACGCUCAGAUAAUGACUUCUCAAGACCCGUGGACCAGAACCAACUAGGAAGCACGCUGAAAGUCCACUUGUGCCUGAAGUCGGGGCAGAUCCAAGAGGGCCUGGUCCCCUGGAAUGUGUACCAGUCCUGGCUCUCUAUCAAGAGCACUUCGUCCACGUCUGCCACCCACCUGGAAAGCGGAUCCCUGGCACUCUCCGAGAGCUGGGACACCUGCACGAGCACGUGCGCGAAGCUGCCCUUUCUCGAUGCGACCACUCAGCAGACCCUGGAAGACCAUAUUAUAAAGCUGUGGGUGAAGCACAGGUGGGGCCUACCCCUCAAGGUCCUCAAGCCCCUAAAUCUCUUGAAGAUGACAUCGGCUCCACCAUGCAUGACCCUUCCAGAAUUUGACGGCCCCUCCUCCUCCUCCCAGGUAUCUGGGGCCAGCUCAAAACCUGAGGUUGCCAAGAUCUUGGGGAAACCACCUCAGGCAUGUCCGAGAGGGCAGGCGCUAACUGAUGAGUCUGUUCCCACACUGGGCCAGGCAUAUCUGAGAGGGAAGGUGCAAAUUAAGGAGCCUGUUCCCACACUGGGCCAGGCAUAUCCGAGAGAGAAGGUGCUAACUGACGAGUCUGUUCCCGCACUGGGCCAGGCAUAUCCGAGAGGGAAGGUGCAAAUUAAGGAGCCUGUUACCACACUGGGCCAAGCAUAUCCAAGAGGGAAGGCACUAACUAACAAGUCUGUCCCCGCACUGGGCCAGGCAUAUCAGAGAGAGAAGGUGCUAACUGACGAGUCUGUCCCCACACUGGGCCGGGCAUAUCCGAGAGGGAAGGUGCUAACUGAUGAGUCUGUCCCCACACUAGAUCAGACAUAUCCCGCACUGGGCCAGGCAUAUCCGAGAGGGCAGGCACUAACUGAAGAGUGUCUUCCUGCACUGGGUCAGAUGUGUCCGAGAGGAAAGGCGCUAACUAAGGAGUCUGUCCCCACACUGGGUCCGGUGUGUCCGAGAGGGCAAGCGCUAACUGACGAGUCUGUCCCCACACUGACGAGUCUUCUCCUCAUCUCCUCACUUGCGGGUAAGGAAAGCGAGCGGGCCCUGACAGGGGUCCCACCCACUCAUGACCACAGGCUUCCAGAGGCCCCUCCAGCUCUACAGGAGAGCAGGCCGCCUCCUAAGACCCUCACACACAACCUCCUGGACAGAACCCUGCAGAGCAGGACUGUCCAGGGGACGGGGAAAAGCAGCGUCAAAGCCCCUGUACUGCCCAGAAUGUCCCCUGCCCAGUAUUUAGGGGAGCCCUGCCUUCAGGCAGAGGAUGCUGGCGAGUUUCAGCAGACAGCGGAGAUGAGUUUAGUGAGCCAGCCCCCAGUCUGCGCCCCUGAGGUAUGCCUUCCAGACUGUUCCACCAACACGGUCCCAGCGUCAGACAGUUUGGCUUCUCCAGAAUGUUGGCCUCCUCUCCAGAGCAAGCCUUUUAGGAAGUUGCCAGCACCAACACUAGUUAAUGUCUUGGCAGCCAGAAGGAGCAGCCUGGUGCCACCGAAGCCCAGGAUUCUCAGACACCAGCAGAAGCCCCACAGCAAGCUGUAUGCUCCUGCUUACAAGGGCGAGGACAGGAGGUGGCCCAGCUCAGGGAAUCAGAAAGAAAUGGAAGAACUGGGGACCUCCAAGCUCACCCAGGUCAGGGGAACAGAAGAAACGAAACAGGAUCCUUCUUCGGAUGGCUUCUUCCCAAGAACCUGGAGGCGCUUUCUUCAGUGGCUUUUCCCCGAGAAAAAGAAAAUCCAAGAGCAGGAAGAAUCCCUGAAAAGAUGCAGGCCUCCCUUAGCCUCUGCCCAGAGUCCACAAUCUAUCAAAGCCACAGCAAGUGACAACAGCAACAUCACAGAAGCCCAGGAGCUCAUGACAACCGUAGGAGAGAUGCUUGAGAAGAAAAUGGCUCUCCACCAUAAAUGCUGUGCCUCCAAGUUAAAGCAGCUCAGAGAGGAGCACAGCCCAGCCUCUCAGUUUCCCUGCUACCACAGGCCUCCCAUCUGCCCACAGCAAAGGGGGAUGUCUGCUUUUGCAGUUUCCCCCAAGAGCCAUAGCUACCCCAUCAGGCAAAGGCCAGACAGAAGCCAACAGUCACUGAAGCAUGUCCAAUUCAAUAGCCAGCAGUGGGCCCCAAGGCAUCCCCACCCCUGGCUUUCCAAAAAGGCUGGGUCCCCAGUCAGUCCCUCCCAGCAUGGGCCAGCAAUGCCAGGGCCCUCAGGCCACCCUCACCCCUGCCCUAGGCACCGUCCUCGUCAGGGAGGUGUCUUGUCUGCUCAACCAGCAAAUUGUUCUCCAGUCUCUUCUGGUAGGAAAACACGGCCCUGAGAAAGAAAUUUAGUCCAUGCAGAGAAAUAUUAUUUUUUCAUGUUAGUACA